ACAGCUGUGUUUGGCUGCAGGGCCAAGAGCGCUGUCAAGAAGACCCACACGCCCCCCUCCAGCAGCUGAAUUCCUGCAGCUCAGCAGCCGCCGCCAGAGCAGGACGAACCGCCAAUCGCAAGGCACCUCUGAGAACUUCAGGAUGCAGAUGUCUCCAGCCCUCACCUGCCUAGUCCUGGGCCUGGCCCUUGUCUUUGGUGAAGGGUCUGCUGUGCACCAUCCCCCAUCCUACGUGGCCCACCUGGCCUCAGACUUCGGGGUGAGGGUGUUUCAGCAGGUGGCGCAGGCCUCCAAGGACCGCAACGUGGUUUUCUCACCCUAUGGGGUGGCCUCGGUGUUGGCCAUGCUCCAGCUGACAACAGGAGGAGAAACCCAGCAGCAGAUUCAAGCAGCUAUGGGAUUCAAGAUUGAUGACAAGGGCAUGGCCCCCGCCCUCCGGCAUCUGUACAAGGAGCUCAUGGGGCCAUGGAACAAGGAUGAGAUCAGCACCACAGACGCGAUCUUCGUCCAGCGGGAUCUGAAGCUGGUCCAGGGCUUCAUGCCCCACUUCUUCAGGCUGUUCCGGAGCACGGUCAAGCAAGUGGACUUUUCAGAGGUGGAGAGAGCCAGAUUCAUCAUCAAUGACUGGGUGAAGACACACACAAAAGGUAUGAUCAGCAACUUGCUUGGGAAAGGAGCCGUGGACCAGCUGACACGGCUGGUGCUGGUGAAUGCCCUCUACUUCAACGGCCAGUGGAAGACUCCCUUCCCCGACUCCAGCACCCACCGCCGCCUCUUCCACAAAUCAGACGGCAGCACUGUCUCUGUGCCCAUGAUGGCUCAGACCAACAAGUUCAACUAUACUGAGUUCACCACGCCCGAUGGCCAUUACUACGACAUCCUGGAACUGCCCUACCACGGGGACACCCUCAGCAUGUUCAUUGCUGCCCCUUAUGAAAAAGAGGUGCCUCUCUCUGCCCUCACCAACAUUCUGAGUGCCCAGCUCAUCAGCCACUGGAAAGGCAACAUGACCAGGCUGCCCCGCCUCCUGGUUCUGCCCAAGUUCUCCCUGGAGACUGAAGUCGACCUCAGGAAGCCCCUAGAGAACCUGGGAAUGACCGACAUGUUCAGACAGUUUCAGGCUGACUUCACGAGUCUUUCAGACCAAGAGCCUCUCCACGUCGCGCAGGCGCUGCAGAAAGUGAAGAUCGAGGUGAACGAGAGUGGCACGGUGGCCUCCUCAUCCACAGCUGUCAUAGUCUCAGCCCGCAUGGCCCCCGAGGAGAUCAUCAUGGACAGACCCUUCCUCUUUGUGGUCCGGCACAACCCCACAGACAGUGCCGGGUCCCCGCUCUGUGACUCAGGCAGCUGCGACUCCAGACAGCUCACUCAUCUGCCUAGAUCUCAGUCCUUCCACCCACAUCCAGCCUGAUGAGCUGUCCCACUCCUUCUGCUUCUCAACCCCCAUGGUUCUUCCACCCUCAGGAACAGUCCUUUUCAUGGGCCAAGUGAUGGAACCCUGACCCUGGGGAAAGACGCCUUCAUCUGGGACAAAACUGGAGAUGCAUCGGGAAAGAAGAAACUCCGAAGAAAAGAAUUUUAGUGUUAAUGACUCUUUCUGAAGGAAGAGAAGACAUUUGCCUUUUGUUAAAAGAUGGUAAACCAGAUCUGUCUCCAAGACCUUGGCCUCUCCUUGGAGGACCUUUAGGUCAAACUCCCUAGUCUCCACCUGAGACCCUGGGAGAGAAGUUUGAAGCACAACUCCCUUAAGGUCUCCAAACCAGACGGUGACGCCUGCGGGACCAUCUGGGGCACCUGCUUCCACCCGUCUCUCUGCCCACUCGGGUCUGCAGACCUGGUUCCCACUGAGGCCCUUUGCAGGAUGGAACUACGGGGCUUACAGGAGCUUUUGUGUGCCUGGUAGAAACUAUUUCUGUUCCAGUCACAUUGCCAUCACUCUUGUACUGCCUGCCACCGCGGAGGAGGCUGGUGACAGGCCAAAGGCCAGUGGAAGAAACACCCUUUCAUCUCAGAGUCCACUGUGGCACUGGCCACCCCUCCCCAGUACAGGGGUGCUGCAGGUGGCAGAGUGAAUGUCCCCCAUCAUGUGGCCCAACUCUCCUGGCCUGGCCAUCUCCCUCCCCAGAAACAGUGUGCAUGGGUUAUUUUGGAGUGUAGGUGACUUGUUUACUCAUUGAAGCAGAUUUCUGCUUCCUUUUAUUUUUAUAGGAAUAGAGGAAGAAAUGUCAGAUGCGUGCCCAGCUCUUCACCCCCCAAUCUCUUGGUGGGGAGGGGUGUACCUAAAUAUUUAUCAUAUCCUUGCCCUUGAGUGCUUGUUAGAGAGAAAGAGAACUACUAAGGAAAAUAAUAUUAUUUAAACUCGCUCCUAGUGUUUCUUUGUGGUCUGUGUCACCGUAUCUCAGGAAGUCCAGCCACUUGACUGGCACACACCCCUCCGGACAUCCAGCGUGACGGAGCCCACACUGCCACCUUGUGGCCGCCUGAGACCCUCGCGCCCCCCGCGCCCCUCUUUUUCCCCUUGAUGGAAAUUGACCAUACAAUUUCAUCCUCCUUCAGGGGAUCAAAAGGACGGAGUGGGGGGACAGAGACUCAGAUGAGGACAGAGUGGUUUCCAAUGUGUUCAAUAGAUUUAGGAGCAGAAAUGCAAGGGGCUGCAUGACCUACCAGGACAGAACUUUCCCCAAUUACAGGGUGACUCACAGCCGCAUUGGUGACUCACUUCAAUGUGUCAUUUCCGGCUGCUGUGUGUGAGCAGUGGACACGUGAGGGGGGGGUGGGUGAGAGAGACAGGCAGCUCGGAUUCAACUACCUUAGAUAAUAUUUCUGAAAACCUACCAGCCAGAGGGUAGGGCACAAAGAUGGAUGUAAUGCACUUUGGGAGGCCAAGGCGGGAGGAUUGCUUGAGCCCAGGAGUUCAAGACCAGCCUGGGCAACAUACCAAGACCCCCGUCUCUUUAAAAAUAUAUAUAUUUUAAAUAUACUUAAAUAUAUAUUUCUAAUAUCUUUAAAUAUAUAUAUAUAUUUUAAAGACCAAUUUAUGGGAGAAUUGCACACAGAUGUGAAAUGAAUGUAAUCUAAUAGAAGCCUAAUCAGCCCACCAUGUUCUCCACUGAAAAAUCCUCUUUCUUUGGGGUUUUUCUUUCUUUCUUUUUUGAUUUUGCACUGGACGGUGACGUCAGCCAUGUACAGGAUCCACAGGGGUGGUGUCAAAUGCUAUUGAAAUUGUGUUGAAUUGUAUGCUUUUUCACUUUUGAUAAAUAAACAUGUAAAAAUGUUUCAAAAAAAUAAUAAAAUAAAUAAAUACGAA
Molecule: messenger RNA, 3307 nt
Organism: Homo sapiens (human)
Lineage: Eukaryota; Metazoa; Chordata; Mammalia; Primates; Hominidae
Gene: SERPINE1
Product: serpin family E member 1
Exons: 9
Coding region: 143-1411 (422 amino acids)
Biological process (GO): negative regulation of gene expression; negative regulation of proteolysis
Cellular component (GO): extracellular region
Molecular function (GO): serine-type endopeptidase inhibitor activity
Source: RefSeq, marked reviewed